AUGGCUGUCAUGAUGCGACGCAUGGGCUCCGCCAUGUCCCCGAAGCUGGGCGUGACUUUCAGAGCUACCAGCUUGCCUCGGCAUUUCUCCUCAUUGCAGAGCAAGGUGGACGAUUUUUGCAAGCACGUGGAGCUGCACCUUCCCAAGGACGGAAAGAAGGUGGUGUUCGCAACGGCCUGGCUUGCCACUGACAACGUGUUCGUCGCCCUCAUGCGGAAGCACUUCCCUGAGAUUUUGACAGGCAUGAACCUCGUUGCUAUUGACACCCUGCACCUCUUCCCCACCACCCUGGAGUGUGCCAGGCUGGUGGAAGAAAAGUAUGCCAAGCAGGCCAUGUGGAAGCUGCCCAAGGGAAUCACCACCAAGGACGAGUUCAUUGCCAAGUAUGGGGACUGUGAGGAGCUGGAUUCCGCCGACUUCGACUUUGUGAGCAAGGUGGAGCCUUUCCAGCGUGCCUUGGAGGAGUGCGAGAAGGACAUCCUGAUCACAGGAAGACGGAUGGAUCAGGCUGCGCAGCGCAUCAAGCUGGAUGUCUGGGAGGAUCAGAAGCGCACCUUGAACCCCAUGGCCAACUUCAGCUGGCAGGACAUCAUUGACUAUGUGGACAAGGAGGGUGUGCCAGUGAAUGCUGGCCACAACUGGGCCUUCCGAUGCGAUGCACCCAUCGAGGCAACCAGCCGCCAUCUCCCAGACCUUCCAUGGACCAAGGUCGACCUGGGAAAGCCUUUCUGGCGCUGCACGGAUGCGGAGAUCAAGGGCAGCCCGCCUGCAGCUGUCACCUACGUCUUCAAGUCCUUCGGCGACAUGCACACCACCGUGCCUGUGGAGCCCCACGAGUCCGAGCGUGCCGGCCGCUUUGUCCGCCAGGCCAAGACGGAGUGCGGCAUCCACACCCGAACUACCUUUGCAGGCGCACCGCAUGGUGGAUCCCUGGUGGACCUGAUGGUAAAGGAUCCUGCUGACAUCAAAAGCCUCACGGCCAGUGCUGUGAAGAGCAUUGAGCUCAACGAGCGCCAGGCCUGCGAUGUCUUCUGCCUGCUCAGUGGCGCCUUCAGCCCCCUGACCGGCUUCAUGGAGGAGAACGCCUACAACUCAGUCGUGAAGGAUAUGCGCCUGCCAGAGAAGCAGCUCUUUGGCCUGCCUGUGACCUUCGACCUCCCCGAAGUUGAUUUCAAGAAAGGAGACAAGUUGCUGCUGAAGUGGAAGGGAGCGGACGUUGCGGUGCUUGAGGCGUCCUCCAUCUGGAAGCCCAACAAGGUGGUGGAAGCCAAGGAGUGCUACGGCACCAGCAGUUUGGAGCACCCCACGGUGGCAUCUUUGGUUCAGGAGAUUGGGAAGUACUACAUCGGUGGCAGGAUCCAUGGAUUUGAGCUGCCCAAGUUCGGCUACACCACGCAGACUCCCGCAGAGGUGCGAGCCACGCUGCCAGAGAACAAGCAGGUGGUCGCCUUUCAGAACCGAAACCCCAUCCACCGUGCGCACUUCGAGCUCCUGAUUUGCGCGCAGAAGGACGUGAAGGAUUCCGUGCUCCUGGUGCACCCUACCUGUGGCCCGACUCAGCCAGGUGACAUUGAUGGCCUGGUGCGCAUCCAGACCUAUGAGGCGCUGAAGACGGAGACCGAGAAGGAGUACCCCAUGUUCAGGUGGGCCUACCUGCCUUACAGCAUGAAGAUGGCAGGCCCUCGCGAGGCUAUCCAGCACAUGAUCAUCCGGAAGAACUAUGGUGCCACCCACUUCAUCAUCGGACGCGACAUGGCCGGCACCAAGAGCACCAUUGACGGAGAGGACUUCUACGGACCCUACGACGCACAGGAGACAGGCAAGAAGUACUCUGCGGAGCUCGGCGUGACUGUGACUCACUAUGAGAACAUGGUCUAUGUUGGCCCAGAGGAGGGCUAUGUGCAGGAGAGCAUUGCCAAGAGCAAAGGCUACAAGGUGGUGAAGCUCUCUGGCACGGAGUUCCGCAGGCGUCUCCGCGCCGGUGAGGACAUCCCCGAGUGGUUCGCCUUCAAGUCUGUGGUGGAUAUCCUCCGCAAGGCUGGUGACAGCGCCUUCUGUGCCUAA
Messenger RNA from Symbiodinium pilosum, 2064 nucleotides. The record is from the annotation of a GenBank genome assembly. Lineage: Eukaryota; Dinophyceae; Suessiales; Symbiodiniaceae.